Molecule: messenger RNA, 1461 nt
Organism: Chaetomium globosum CBS 148.51
Lineage: Eukaryota; Fungi; Ascomycota; Sordariomycetes; Sordariales; Chaetomiaceae
Exons: 2
Coding region: 1-1461 (486 amino acids)
Source: RefSeq, a predicted model, not a curated record
AUGACAGCGACGGUGGAACUCCGCAAGACAUCCGCACCGCCGCUUUUACGCCUCCCCCCGGCCAUUCGGCAUCAAAUCUACCGCCUUCUUGGUUUGGUAUCGUGGAACGGGUACCCUUACAACUUCGAGUUGAAUGGCCCAGGCCCCCAAGUCUUCUGGAACACUUGGAGCUGGGAACAACACAGUACCAGCGACUUCCAUGGCCUACUACUCUCAUGCCGGCAUCUUCAUGCCGAGACAGCUACUCUGCUAUACUCGGCCAACCGAUUCGUGCUACGCUACGCAAACCCUGGUUCCCUCCAGCCUCUCUUUGCCCUGUCCAGGACGGCCCUGACGUCUCUUGCCGAGCUCAAGGUUGUUCUUAACCAAACCUCCUGCCACCACCCAGUGCAAAAGUACGACUACGAAGAUUGCUGUCUCUAUAAGAGUGGUUGGAGCUUGACUGCUGUCAUUUCCACUUGUGAACAGCGAUACCAUUCUCACCAUCACCAGCUUCCGCUGCUGGGCCCAGUGCCCGAAGGUGACAGCGACCUGUCAGACACAGUUCAAGCUUUGCUCAGCGAGUGGCACGCCGCCGCCAACCAUCUGUCUUCGUAUCUCACCCCAAAGCGUCUGGAGCUCAGUCUGGUCUGCGAUAUUGACCCUCGGCACGAAAAGGCGGUCGAGCUAGCCAAAUCAGCUCUCAAGCCGCUCUCCCUCUUGCCAUUGCUGAGGAGCUGCCACAUUCGGCUUUGCAAAACGACCGAUUCCCGGCUCCGCCAACUAGCCCAGGAUGCUGCCUUGCAGAGCACUGUGCACGAUUUUACCAUUCUCACCCCUUGGUCGGUGCCGGAAAUCCCGUUUUCGUACAUGUACAACAGCACCUCUGAAACUGCGAAGAUGGAGUACCCAUACGAGCGCCUUGCAGCGUCACAAUUUCUGCGCCAAGUUAUCCCCGGCCACUGCAUCGCCCAGCUCCGCUUCCUCGAGCUGGUGUUUCCCCCUUACCGUCCCUAUACUUGGCCAGAAACGGACCAUCCGGUAAUGCGGGACUGGAGAGAAACAGUUGCCUGGCUCCGUGACAUGAUCAAUGGACCCGCACUCACCCUGCGACUGAUCGCGAUCCGAUACACCAGCGAUUCAGACUUUGAAGGCCCCAUCACGGUAGCGGAAGGGGACAAGGUCCAUAGAGCAUACAUGGACCUCUUGGAACCUUUGAAAGCGUUGGCCGAGGGGGCUAACGGUAUUUCUAAAUUUUAUGCCAGCUUACGCCAUCCGUGGGAGUUGACAUUCGAGAAUGAAAACCGCCGAACCGGAAUGGAAGAUUUCUUCGAAGACAGUUGGUUGCAGGCAGAAGAGAGGGCACUGAAACAGAGGGCCGAGCGCCAUGUCAUGGGCGACCGGUACGAGAGCCUGUAUGCAAACGGCAGGAAGGAACCGCCGCAAAGCCUUUGGCAUCACGUGCUGAAAAGGCAUGUUUAG